CGCUGUUCCUUUAUUAUCAUAAGCAGAUUAGAGGUAGCGGGGAACACACUCAGAUGCAGAUAACAGCCCCGCGCGCGGCCCAUUUCAACCUUGCAUUAUAAUGGACCGAGCCGCCGCAUGUCGUCUCUCUCUCUCCCUCUCUCUCCCUCUCUCUCUCUCUCUCUCUCUCUCUCUCUCUCUAUCUGCAGCUUAUUACAGCACAAGAUGGGUCUUAUGUAAGGGGGUCGCCGGGGGCCGGCGUGAGGAGGAGAGCACGUGGCUUCUCUCCGCUCCGCUCCUCCGGUUCAUUAUCAAAUGACAAACAGAAAACAAAACAAAAAAAAAUAAUAAUAAUAAGGCUUGAUCCUUUUCACUCUCAAUUAUGAUGUGAUCUAGAAUUGAAUUACUCCAGGUGUGUGUGUCCGCGCGCGCGUGCGCGCUUGAUCCAUCUUUUAAACAUUGAGGGAUUGUCUGGUUUGCAGAUUCAGACAGGCCUGUUGUUUGGAUAAUAAAUAUAUUUUAAUGCUUUAAUUUUUUCAAUCAUUUCUUUGACUGAACUUCUAAAAUUUUUUUUAAAAAGACAAGUUCACAGCCAUAUUCUCUCCACACAGAAAAGGCCUGCGUUGGCUUUUGGAGUUACUGCGCAGUUCUCCUUCUGUCCAGUAGGCGGCGCUGGUGUCACGCAGCAGGACGCCGCGCGCUGACAUUCAGGAGGAAAACAGAAAACAAGUGACUCCGACACUUCACAACUUUAAUAAAACAACAACAGAAAACUUUAGCUGCUUUGGACAUUUACAACCAUAGGAGUGAAUUAUUUAAAAAUGUCUGAUUCCAUCCUAAUGAUAAUAGUGGUGAUGAUGUGUGGGUCAGUCUGAGGCAGGUGGAGGCCUCUUCUUCAUUCACACUAAUUGGCUGACACGCUUGUUCGGCCGUGUGUGUGUGUGUGUGUGUGUGUGUGUGUGUGUGUGUGUGCGUGUGUGUGUGCGUGUGUGUGUGUGUGUGUGUGUGCGCGUGUGUGUGAAUGAGCUGCCGCCCCUUUUGUGCCAAACACACUUUAUCUUUUAAAAAAUAUUCCUCACCUUUAUUUCCUCCUCCCCUCCUCGCGCGUCUGUGUGUGUGUGUGUGUGUGUGUCCCGGUAAAGGCCCCCCCUCACCCCCUCCUCUUAUAGUACAAAGCGUUAACAGCAGCAGCGCUGUGGCGAGUGGAAGUGGAGUGGAGUUCGGGGUCUUUGUCCGGACAGAUGUAGCGACAACAUCCCAAACAAAAAACCCACCGCUUAUUUGUGCCGAGAUGAGCCCGUCUGCCUUCUGUGUGUUGGCAUUCAACUUCACUAAACAAAAGGAGCUAGGAGAGAGGGGGGGGCAUCUUGGAUUACCUUUUCCUCUUUUCAACGUUAAAAAACCAGCUCUCACUCACACACACACACACACACGCACACACACACACACACACACCAGCGCCAUUCAGCAUUUUGAGUUAACACUCAAAGUUUAUUUAAGUGUUGUUAUGUUAUCGGGUGAGUGUGUGUGUGUGGGGGGGGGGGGGUUAGUGACUUUUUGAAUUUUUGAACAACAGGAGCGUCGUUGCGGGGGUCGUGACCCGGACGUGUCAAGACCUUCAGGAGUCGAUGACACCAUUAAUGUCAUUUAUUAAACUUUUUUAAAUGUACGUAAAAAACCAAAACUUCUAUUUAACUUUUUUCUCUCUCAGCCUAUUUGAUUUCUAAACGCACAGUGGUUAUGUGUUGCUUUAGAAUUGACCCUGGAGGUCAGAAAAAAAUACAAUUGACCGUGACUUUCUCAUUGGAAAAAUCCUUUUUAUGAAUUUUUUGCAUUUGUUGGGAAACUUUUCCCCCUGCAACACAAACUAAAGUAUGUCCAGCAUAACUGCCUGCAGCUUCCUCCUCUUCCUCUUCCUCUUGUCUGGUGCUUUAUAGAAAAUAAAUAUCCACAACACUUUCACCUUCCCAGAGAAACGUAUAAGAAUCUCCAUAAGCCUGGAAAAUGGUAAAUAUGUGUAAAGCCCAUGUAUAUUUGGCUCGUAUAUGUGUUUGUGUGUGUGUGUGUGUGUGUGCGCGUGUGUGUGUGUGUGUGCGCAGCCUGUGAGUGCGAGCGUGUGUGUGUCUCGGGGAGGGGAGUGACCACGCCCCCUUAUGCUAAUCAAAGCCUCCCAUUGGCGUGUCGGGGGAGCGGGGCCGCUGCGAUUGGCCAGGUCGAAGCCAUUUAUUCGCUGUCGGCCCCCGUCACAUGAAUGGUUUGUCUAUUAACUUGUUCAAAAACUAUCGGGAGUUGUCAAGGCUCAGGCGGACUGAGGCGAAAAAGUGCAGUUUGUUGAUGCUCCAUCUUCUGCUCCCUUUUUUUUUUUCAAAAACUCCCUUCACCGGAGAAGCGACGGGAGAAGUUGCUGUUGUUUUUCUCGGCGUGUGCGCGGACGCAACAUUGCGAAGGGACCUGUUUGGGAGAAGAAGGCUCUCUGCGUCUCUCUCUCACACACACACACACUCACACACACUCGCUGAGAGGGAGCGUGUGUGGAGACGCGGCUUGUUGUGUGUUUUCGGGGGGGUCCAGAGAAAAAGUUGCAGAGGGAAAACACCGACAGGCAACUUGCAGCAGCAGCAGCGCGGCUCCUCACUGUCCUGCCGCCGGCUCCUGGACCUCCAGCCUCCCGUGGGAUUUUUCUUUUUCGUUCUCCCCCCCUCCCUCCCUCCCCCCCUCCCCCCUGUGCUCGGGAGCUCCGAGCACCGACAAGCUGUUCCCGAUGUAUAACAUGAUGGAAACCGAGCUGAAGCCCCCGGCUCCCCAGACCAACACGGGGGGCCCGGGCAACACCAACGCGCCCGGCACCGGCCCCAACCAGAAGAACAGCCCGGAGCGCGUCAAGAGACCCAUGAACGCGUUCAUGGUGUGGUCCCGCGGCCAGCGGCGGAAGAUGGCCCAGGAGAACCCCAAGAUGCACAACUCGGAGAUCAGCAAGCGGCUGGGCGCCGAGUGGAAGCUGCUGUCGGAGAGCGAGAAGAGGCCGUUCAUCGACGAAGCCAAGCGGCUGCGGGCCCUGCACAUGAAGGAGCAUCCGGAUUACAAAUACCGGCCCCGGCGGAAAACCAAGACCCUCAUGAAGAAGGACAAGUACACCUUGCCCGGCGGGCUGCUGGCCCCGGGGGGCAACGGCAUGGGCGCCGGGGUCGGGGUGGGCGGCGGGCUCGGCGGCGGCGUGAACCAGCGCAUGGACAGUUACGCAGCGCACAUGAACGGCUGGACCAACGGCGGCUACGGCAUGAUGCAGGAGCAGCUGAGCUACCAGCACCCGGGGCUGAACGCGCACAACGCGGGCCAGAUGCAGUCCAUGCACCGCUACGACAUGAGCGCGCUGCAGUACAACACCAUGGCCAGCUCCCAGGGCUACAUGAACGGCUCGCCGACGUACUCCAUGGCCUACUCCCAGCAGGGCGCGCCGGGCAUGACCGCGCUGGGCUCCAUGGGGCCCUCCUCGGCGGUGAAGUCCGAGUCGAGCAGCUCCAGCCCGCCCGUCGUCACCUCGUCGUCCCACCGCGCCGCCCCGCCGGGCUGCCAGGGCGGGGACCUGCGGGACAUGAUCAGCAUGUACCUGCCCGGCGCGGAGGCGAGCGAGCAGAGCGCGCAGACCCGGCUACACAUGUCCGGCCACUACCAGAGCGCGGUGCCCGGCACGACGAUCAACGGCACGCUGCCGUUGACGCACAUGUGAGGGAGACAGGAGCGGAGGAGGGGGGGGGGGGGGGGGGGAGAGAGGGGGAAACAGAACUUUUAUAAGAGAAACUGUUGGACUACUUAACGUUGGACUAUUUUUGUACAGACAAAUGUCGGGGUUGGGGAAAAAGUUGUACAGGAAAGUCUCCUGGAAGGAAAGAAGAAAAAAAAAAAAAAAAAGGACGCGACUCUUUCGUUUCUUUUUUGUUCCACUUCUUUUCAUUCAAAUUCAGAAGGAAGCUCGAGAGGAGCCGGUGGGAGCAUCCUCCCUUCACGUGGCGGGAGGGGGGCGUCCUGGAAGAAGCCUAGAAAGUGGGAGUCGCAAUCAAAAAUGUUUUAUGAUCGCAAUCACCUUUUGUACAGUAUUUAUCAAAGAAACAUUACAAUCAGAUGAAAUUGUUUGUUGAACUGCAAGAGGUUGCAUUUUUUUCUUUUCUUUUUUCUCUCUCUCUCUUUAUAUAUAUGAAACAAAACGAGGCCCAGUUCUGCAGGAAAAAAAAAAAGAUGAAAUAGGGUGAAAAAUGACAGAACUGUGGGAAAAAAAAUAUAUAUAUGGGAGCGAUCAGUUAUGCUCCUUUAUUUCUGAGCACAUUGGAAAGAAAAAGGGACGAAGCAGGUAAAACUGUUCAUUUUUUUUAAAAAAAAUUCAUUUAAGAUCAAUGUUACUAAACAUUUUUAAUUUCUUUAAAAAACAAAAAGAAACGAAGAUAAGACGCUCUUUUUAUUUUCCUUCCUCUCAUACAGCUUCAAUUUAUAGGUUGUUAAUUUAUAUUUCCGUCUCCCACUUUUCAUCUGUUAGAGGUAUAUGACGCGUUGUGCUCUUUCAUUUUCUAAUUGAUUUGUACAAUUUCUGUAUAUUUCCUGUGAUAUUUUAAGUUUUUAUUUCCAAAAAAAAAAAAAAAUCCAUUCCCGUAGUUGUAUUUUAAAAACGUGAGGCCUGUUAACGCAGCAGCCAACCAAC
Scophthalmus maximus (turbot) is the source of this 4669-nucleotide messenger RNA. It is a transcript of the gene sox2, whose product is annotated as SRY-box transcription factor 2. NCBI's taxonomy places the organism in Eukaryota, Metazoa, Chordata, Actinopteri, Pleuronectiformes, Scophthalmidae. The record is from RefSeq and is a predicted model, not a curated record. Bases 2741 to 3706 code for a protein of 321 amino acids. Gene Ontology annotation, biological process: anatomical structure morphogenesis; cell differentiation; regulation of DNA-templated transcription. The transcript has a single exon. Gene Ontology annotation, molecular function: DNA-binding transcription factor activity, RNA polymerase II-specific; RNA polymerase II cis-regulatory region sequence-specific DNA binding.